GUCUGAAUAAAAAUCAUGAAAUGUGUCACAAUCUGAUAGUGAAAAAUGUAUUUAGUGGCGUAAACCAAUUUAUAAUCUUUCUUUCUCACUAUUUUUCGAGAAGCUUAUUCGACCAUUGAAAGUUGAAAGAUGGGUAUCACAGGUUUGCUGCCCUUCCUGAAGAAGGCUUCUCGCCCCAUCAAUAUGAGGGAAUACAAGGGUUGUACUGUGGCGGUCGACACUUACUGUUGGUUGCACAAAGGAGCAUUUAGCUGCGCUGGGAAGUUAGCAAUGGGGGAGAAGACUGACAGUUAUGUAUACUACUGUAUGAAGUUUGUCAACAUGCUGCUGGCUAAUGAUAUCAAACCUGUGAUGGUGUUUGAUGGGUGUAAUUUGCCAUCCAAGGCUGGUGUGGAAAAAGACAGAAGAGAGAGAAGACAACAGUUCAGAAAGAAGGCUGCUCAGUUCUUACGAGAGGGGAAGAAAAAGGAAGCAUUUGAAUGUUUUCAGAGAUGUGUUGACAUCACGUCAGAAAUGGCAUUGGAACUCAUGAAGGCCUGCCGAGCCAAAGGAGUUGACUGUAUUGUAGCCCCCUACGAGGCUGACGCCCAGCUUGCUUACCUCAACAAGAUCGGCAUAGCAGAUAUCAUCAUAACAGAAGAUUCUGAUCUGCUACUCUUUGGCUGUGAGAGGGUGGUCUACAAGUUGGACAACAUGGGUAACGGCAUCAUGAUUGAGAAAAAUAAACUGAGCGUGUCCACCAACAUGCGUAACUACAGCUUUGACCGGUUCAGGCACAUGUGUAUCCUGUCCGGUUGUGACUAUCUGCCAAGUUUGCCGGGUAUUGGUCUUGGCAAGGCCAGCAAACUCAUGAAAGUAUCAUCAAACCCGGAUGUCACUCAGACCUUGCGCAAAAUCCCAACCCUACUAAAGAUGAAUGUACGAGUGACGGAUGACUACGUCGAUGGCUUUGUCAAAGCAAAUAACACCUUUCUCUACCAGCUUGUGUUUGACCCCCUCAAGAAGAAGGUCAUCCCUCUUAAUCCUUACCCUGAUGGUUUGAGGAAAGAAGAACUCAGUUAUGCGGGAACUUAUCUGCCCAAUGAUCAGGCUUAUCAAAUGGCCCUGGGUAACCUCGAUGUAAAGCACAAGAAAAUCCUGGAUUACUUCAACCCAGACACAUACAAGCCUCCUCCAAAGAAAGCAAAGAAUUGGAGUUCCACCACUUCAGAUAAGCCCUUGCCACCCCACCGCCUUAGUAUCUGGACAAAAUCGUACAAACCCCACCAGCACAAUAUGGCUGUUGACCCUACAGAAGUAGAAAGGUCAUCAACAAUAGGUCAAGAGGUCAGCAUCAAGAUGAAGAGUCCUUUGAAGAGAGCUAGAGAAGCUGUUGUAUGCCAAGAUGACAAGGAGGACUCCGAGCUUGCCUCCAUGUAUGAAGGUGCCCCAUCUCCAAAGAGGUUAAAGCUGGACAAGGAAGCAUGUAACAACAACGACCGACAGGACGACCCUGACCCCUAUGCCGGCUUACUCCGCGCGAUAGAUCAGGAGGAUACAGACUACGAGAAUCUGAUGGAGGUGAAUGAUGAAGAGGAACAGGAAAAUCUUGCACCGGGUUUGAUGGUAGAGAAAUCACCGGAGAAGUCGAGGAAACUACCGAGGAAUAUCUUUGCGGUUAAAAAGGAUACAAGUAAAGGAAGGUUUAUUCUGGAUCGGCCGAAGGAAAACGUUGAAGUGAGAAGCAGGUUUUUCUCAGACAAACCUUUGACCAACAGGAAGCCAAAGACAUCGUUCCUUGAUUGUAUGGACUGUCAUGAAGUGAUUAGUGCAGAGGAAGACUCGAAUAAAUCUGACAAACAUCGUUUGGACGUAACACUGAAAAAAUUUGUUUCACCAAAACAUGAAAAAGACGUGAAACCUAUCUCCCCUGUUCAUUGUGAUGACACCAAAUCUGAGGAAAUGCCUGAGAUUCCUGUGGGACUUCCCGAUUUAGGAUCAAGUCCGCAACUGAAGAAGACUGUGACACAUGCAUUUUCUUGGGAAAAAUUCAAAAGUAAAUUCUCAAAAGGUUCCAGCAUCAGCAAGCAGACGACGGAGAAAUCUGGUGUCAACACCGAGUUCAAACCGGUCACUCCCAAAGUGACCACACUGCUUACUAAUUUCAAACAUCAAACUGAUAAGAAUUCCAAGGAUGAAUGUGAUAAGAAGUCCAAGGAUGAAUGUGAUCCGUGUUCAGAAAAGGUCUCGGAUGUAAUCAGUGGUGCUAUGCUCAAAAGCCCGGAGCUUUCCCUUCCAAAGACGUCUAAAAAAGGUUCUAAAAGUGACUUGAGGACAAUGUUUCAGUCUGUAGCAAAGCCUGUUGACAAUUCUGUGGACAGUGACAGUGAUUGUUGUGAAAUUGACUCUAAGGAGAGCGACUGCAAGGAAUAUGAUUAUAAGGAGUAUUUGCAGCUGUCGGGAGCAGAGCCGUCACCAUUGCCAUCACAAACAUCAUUGCCAUCACAAACAUCAUUGCCAUCACAAACAUCAUUGCCAUCACAAACAUCAUUGCCAUCUCAAACAUCAGUGGAUAUCGAUCCAUCACAGUGCUCUGUCAGUAUGUACAGCAUUGACGCAGACAGUGUCAAUUUCACCCAAAGCUCCAUCCUUGAGGAAGAGGAGGAUUCGUCAGGCAAAGUUGGGGCUGUAAUAGACCUGGAUGAAGACAGCAAUGAUUUAAAGAUUGUUUCAGUAACACAGGCUACAAAAGCACCAGCGUCAAAGUUCAUGGCCAAGAGACAGACAACUCCUGCUAACUCCCAAGGGAAAUCUAAGCUGAUGAAGGGAUGUCGGCGUUCGGGUCUAUCGAAGUCUAAAGGACGCAGCCAGACGAUCAAGAAGAAUAUUGAGAACGAUCAUGCACAGAAAAACAUCACUAACUUUUUCUCUCAGUUCAAACACAACAAGAGUGUUGAGAAGCUUCCAACAGAGAAGAUGGUGCUGUCACCGAGCAAGAUUAACAUUCCUACCUCCAUGACACCAGAGAUGGAGAAGAGCUGUGAUAUAGUCAAGGUGCAGAGACGUCUGCUUGUGUGAUACAUGGAUCUGGCAGGCGUUACAUUGACUGUGUGUGAUUCUGUGACAGUUGGACAGCAAUGGACUUAUAUGAUUUUUUCAUGCUUGACAGUUUAUUGGGGAAGAAGUCUUUGAGUUUUGCAUGCCAUCAGGCCAAUAUGAAUUCUCUUCGCUGUACAUGUAGUGUGCUGUUUCUGCCAAGUGGGCCUAUAACUUGACACUUUAGACUGGCAGCUGGGGCAGAUCGUACAAUUUGUACUUUCCUCUGCAGUACACAUUGGACUGUAGUACAUUUGAAUGAAUUUAAGUUGUCAUUUUAGUUCAGGCUACAGCCUUCAGCCUUCUCUAUUUGUUAGAGAUGGAAUGAAAUGAGUGAAUCAAAGUCUUCAUGUGUUGUUGAUGCUGGAUGAUUAAUAUUCUUUUGACUAAAAAUGUUUUAUCACUUUAUCUGACAAGCAUUUGCUGUGCAUUGCAUU
This is a messenger RNA of Lineus longissimus, 3512 nucleotides long. RefSeq names its product exonuclease 1-like. The record is from RefSeq and is a predicted model, not a curated record. Gene Ontology annotation, molecular function: 5'-flap endonuclease activity; 5'-3' DNA exonuclease activity; metal ion binding. Bases 130 to 3057 code for a protein of 975 amino acids. Gene Ontology annotation, cellular component: nucleus. Lineage: Eukaryota; Metazoa; Nemertea; Pilidiophora; Heteronemertea; Lineidae. The transcript is spliced from 14 exons. Gene Ontology annotation, biological process: mismatch repair; DNA recombination.